Molecule: messenger RNA, 3860 nt
Organism: Cladocopium goreaui
Lineage: Eukaryota; Dinophyceae; Suessiales; Symbiodiniaceae
Source: the annotation of a GenBank genome assembly
CUCGAAAGCGCUUCGCCGUUGGUUUGUGAACCUGUCCACGUCAUUCCAUUUUUCUCGGCCACUGUGCCUGAAACAACAUGGGGCCAUUUUCGGUGGCACUGCAGUGGAUGCUGCUGUACAGUUCUGCGGCAUUGAGAGAUGACCCUUCUGAACACCUCAACUUGGAUGAGCCUAGUGAUGAGUGUGAGGAGGAAGCCAAGCUCCUGCAGCAGAUGAUGUUGGAUUUGGGUUUCAAAGGCCCCAUGACCAAAGACCACUGCGACUUGCCUGGCAUCACGUGUUCCCCUCACUCAUGCAAAGUUGAGACGAUCCGCUGCACGACAUGCGCGGGCCACUUGCCAGACUACAUCCGUUUGAAGGGCCUCGAGGAAGUUACUCUAACGUCGCCAGAAAUGACUGGUGACAUCAAGGCUUUUGCCGCCACACCCGAUCUCAAAAUCUUGGAUUUGCAUGGCACAAAAGUCACUGGUGAUCUUGAAGUCUUCCAGAACUUUACAUCCUUCCUGACGAUGCAGUUGCAUGACACUGGGAUUGUCGGUGAUAUCAAAAGCUUGACUGAGGCAAUAUGGCUUCAGUUCCUUGAUUUGGAAAAUACAAAAAUCCAUGGAGAUCUCAAUGUCUUUUGUAAGGACAUGCAACGGCUCGUGCAGCUGAAUCUUGGAAACACCCGGAUUUCUGGCGACUUCACAGGUUUCCAAGGGAAGAUGGCAGGGGGUCUAGAACUCUUGGGCCUCGCCAACACAGGGGUGACGGGCCAGCUUUCAGACUUGGUUGCAUUGAAGCAAUUGUGGAAAUUGAACCUGCGUGGUACAGCAGUCACUGGCAACCUGGUAGAUAUCACGAAAUUCUAUCGAAUUCAACAGGUGGACUUGUCGUUCACCCGGGUGGUCGGUCAACUCACGGCGGACUGGAAGGGUUGUUGCAGAUUGCUCCGAAGUUUGCGGCUUCAAAACAGUUCUGUUCAGUUUGCUCCCGUUGGAAAGGAUUUUGGCGAUUUGACGACGUUCUCAAUGGCUUUUCCGGAAGUGAUUCUGCCAAAUCUUCGGUACUUGGACCUCACCAAUUGUCCGGUAAAUAGCCCUGCAAAGAAUUUACUGCUGCCGUUGGCAAUGUGCAAGCGCCUGACGUUCCUCAUGGCCUCUGGUUCCGGGGUUUUUGGCGCAAUGCCACAGUUGAAGGAAGGGAUCAUCUAUGCAAGUGACGGCCGACGGCGUGAUGAUUUCACCUUUCCGAUGGCCACACGUUUGUUGUUGCUAGACCUCUCUUACAACAACGUGAGUUGGCUAAGUGACUUGCCUGUCCUUACCGGAGCUGGUCGCAUGUUGUUUCGGGAAAAUCAUCAAAUCAAACUGUCGCCAGGGCUUUUGGCGCGAGCCCUGGAAAAGCACAUCAUCUUGGAUUUGAGGGGAACCAAAUUGAGCAACGAAGAAGAAGCACUACAGUUGUUACAGGAAGGACAACUGCAAACCACAGACAUGUAUGCGUACCGAGAUGAGAUUGCCGGCUACACAUGCAAAGAUGUUGUGAGUACGAUAAUCCAGGUGACCUCCAGCAGGUUUUUGCCAGAAACACUCUGCAAGUGCCUCCCUGGAUGGCAUGGGCAUGGAGCAACGUGCCAAGUGUGUCCAGCUAACAAGUUCAGCGAUGAAAUGGGCCUUGGCACUUGCAAAAGCUGCCCUGCAAACAGUACAGCACCGGAAGGUUCCACGAAACUGGCGCACUGCAAAUGUCAAUUUGGAGAUCUUCACGAUGGCGCUUGCUCAUGUGACAAGCACCAGACUUUGCGAGAUGGCAACUGCAUUCUCUGCAGCAAACUGCACCUGCAAUGCCCCGUCGAAGGCAUCCCAGCUUCAACCGCGAAGCCCGAGGUUGGCCACGCUCGGUUGGAACCCAAAACCCAGGAGGCUCGCAAGUGUCUCCCUCCAGACACGUCGCAACGUUGUCCUGGCAGUCAUGACUGCGGUUCGGGCUACAACGGAACUCUUUGCACAAGCUGCACUGACGGAUUUUGGGCCAAGCAGGGCAGAUGCAAGCCCUGUUCGAAAGCUAGCUCGGCCCGCGUUUGGUUCCUGGCACUGCUGGGAGGUGUAGCCCUGAUCGUGGCAGCUGUCCUUGUUUACCGGCGUUACUGGCACUCCCGUGGUCACAGUGUCUCGGAGCGUGCCAGCGUGGAAAGUUUGCUGCGAAAGAGAAUGGUGAUGCAAGCUCCGGUUUUGCUUCAGAUGGUGCAACUGUGGGCAGUCCUAGGCAGCCUGGGACAGCGGGGCCGGGCUCGUGAGGCCUUACCAGAGCUUUCAUAUUUGGAAGCUCUACAGCUGACUAUUGGCGAUGUGCAGAACUCAUUCAAUGCGCAGUGCAAGUUGGAUGGCGAAACGGUUCGCAUGCUGGCAGCUCUCGGCUCCCCGUUGUUGCCACUACUUUUGCUUUUGUGCUGUCCUAUGCUUGAGCUGUGUCGUCCUGGUCUUGGUGUCAACGUGGCAUUGAAGACGCUCACAGUGCUGUUUAUCGGUGGUGCUUUCAGUACUGCAGAACUGCUGAGCUGUCAGUUUGAAGAUGGAGAUGGCGAAAGCCUCGGGGACUUUGCCUUUCGCACUGCCCUUCCACACCUUCGCUGCUAUGACAGAACUGGCAUUGGCUUUUGGGUCGAUGCAGCUGGCUACAGCAGUGCUUUGGCAUAUGGCGUCCUGAUACCUCUCUUCCUGGCUGGGCUGAUGGUACGACAGUACAUAGCUCUUCAAGAAGCCCGACUGUUUUGUGCUUAUGCUGAAGGGGAGCCUGAAGAUAUCACGCUUCGUUUGCAAACAUUGCAGGGGCAGCUAUCAAAGGAAUCAGGUCCAAAACGCUUGCUGGCAGCUGCGGCUGCUUACAUGGCGGUGCACUGCCGUGGCAAAAGGAUGGUCCGAUUACACGAUGGAUCCAUCACCACGACAUCCACCGACAACGAUGGGGAAGAGGUUCGCGGGUUGAGUGGCAAGAUGAUCAGAGUGGUGGCCAAUGCGGAAGCAGCAAGAAACAUCGAUGCGCUCAAAACCCGAAGACUUACCGAGAUGUUGACUGAGCGCAUCAUGUUGGACGAAGCAGAAGAUCGUUUCCUGAUUGGUUUCCGGUCGCUGUUGUGCAAGUACACCCUUUGCCAGGACGUGUGGAUGUUUGUUGCCACGAAACUUUUGGCAUUGGCUUUGAUCUCCUGCGUGUCCAUGACCGAUGCCUGGAAAUGGCCCAUUGCUUUCAGUGUGGCCAUGGCAGUGAUUGUUGGUGUGUGCCAGCCGUAUAUGUGGCCGCAGGUCAGCCAACUACAGAGUUUCAGCUACCUGUGUUUGGCCUUGACAUCUGUGGCCUUUAUCUAUGACUGGCCUUGGUUGGCGCGGGUGGCGUUGAUGGCGCCAGUGAUACUGUUGUUUUGGCAGGUACGAGAGCCCGACUGCAGAGCCGCCUUGGCUGAAAGGUUAUACCAGGAGCUGGAGUCGGAAUUGCCAAAGCUCCAGCGAGGAGAAGCCCAUGAGGUCAUCGUGCAGAAGCUUCGCUUCAGCCGUGAAGCCGUGCCAUGACGUGAGUCAACCAGUGAGCCAACCAUGGCAGAUACUUCGUAUGGUGGUUGUGGCAUGUUGUGGCUGUAGAAAAUGAACGAAAUACUGUAACUGAUUUGACUGGGCGAUGAAAAAUGAUCGAUCUGUGCUGAAAAUCAGCGUGAGAUGCGUGAUUUUUAUCGUUGUCACGCGACGCAAAUCUCAGGGUUUCUCGGGUUGGUCCAAGAGUUAUUCUCUGAAGGGUCUGGUGCCGAAUGCCAUGUCAGAGAAUGUUCUUCACUUGUGCCCAGGGAUCAAAAGAAACAACUAGAGAAAGAAAGGCGAGCAAAAGAG